AUGCGUGGCAACGAAGUAGAUGUACUAUCAAGUGAGACGUCUAAGAAGUCGACUUCUGAAUAUGAUGCCAUGUACCAUGUCCGCCUCAUCCAUGAGUGGUCACCCGCGAAAAUGUCUCCAUCAUUAGAUAUCUCAGCCGUCUCUUCGUUUUAUGGUCUGCAACUUGAGCUUCAUGGCAGCCAUAAUGACCAACAAGACUCAAAGCUACUACAAAAUGAUACUCAAAGCGUUUCAACUUCAAUUUCUGUUUUGCUGAACUUUGAGUUGCCACCAUCAUCAACACUGCUCGAGUCAUUGGAAAAGAUGACAGGGCCCUUUGACGUAAUUGUUCGGUCGAAAAUUCCUAUUAGCAACGUCAAUGAAGAUGUUCAAGCCGCUAUUCAACAAAUGUCAAUCGUGCAAAUCGAAAAUAUUUUGGUUGGAAUUAAUGGGGAUCAUCUUUUUGAUGAUCCAAAAGCCACUGGUGCAGAUAUUUAUCGCCGUCUAGUGAUUGUAGCGUCUAGAGCAUCUUUGGCCUCGCCAUUUGAGCUUACAAUGCGUCGACAUGAUUUGGCUCUUAUAUCGUCCAAAAUUGUUCCGUUUGCGCAACGAAAAGAUGUGCAGGAAGCUCAGAUGGCACAGUUAGCAAAACUUGCUGCUCAAGAUGCAGCUCUGCCAAGCGCUAUUCGUUUUAAAAAACUAUUUUUGAUUCAACAAUUAGAUUACGAGCGUGAACAUUAUCUCGUACCACAUGUGGGUUUACCACUUCAGAAACUACAUGCUUCUCUCAUGGAUACGUGUCAGUGGCAGAUUUAUGAAUUUAGUAAAACCUCGUGGUAUUUUCACGCCCCAACAUUGCGACUUUGCGCUGAACAUCCAUUUCGAUCUCACCCUGAGGCCCAAGAGCUCAUUCGCCGGGUCCAAGAGCAAUUUCAGCUAGCCGUUCGAAAACUUCAACGUAAAACUCGAUCGCAUCAACGUCGUAAGCGAUUUUUAUCGAUCAUGCAAUCCGAGAAACGUCAACUUGAAACGAAGCAAAGUGAGCAGAAAUUGCACAGUGUAGUGCUGCGAAUUCAGCGUCGCUUUCGUGCUUUUCGGUGUCGAAAGCAGAUUUUUGCUAUUAUUCAAGAUGGUAAAAGACGAAAGGAAGAACAACAGCAACAACAAAAUGAGGAACGAGAGGCAGAAAAGCGGCAGCUUGAGCAAAUGGAAUUGGAACAACAGCGAAUGAAGCAAGAGGAAGAAAUGCGAAAGCUAGAGCAGAUUCAAAUGGAGCAGCAGGAGCGAGAGGAGAAAAAGCAGCAGCUGGAAACGAUUAAAUUGGAUCAGCAACGAUUGCAGCAAGAGCGAGAAGAGGAGAUUCGGCAACUAGAAAAGAUUAAAUUGGAACAGCAUCGAUUGCAGCAGGAGCGAGAAGAGGAAAAGCGGAAGAUAGAGCAGUUUCAGAUGGAGCAGCAAGAGCGAGAUGAGAAGAAGCAGCAGAUGGAAAAGGUUGAAAUGGAGCUGCAGCGAUUGCAGCAGGAGAGAGAGGAGGAUAGGCAGGAGCUUAAGAAGAUGAAGCUGGAGCAGCUGCGAUUACAACAGGAGGAAGAUGAGGAAAAGCAGCAGCUGGAUAAAAUCAAAGUGGAGCAGCAACAACUACAGGAAGAGAGAGGGGUGGAAAUGCAGCAGCUAGAGAAGAUUAAGCUGGAGCAGCAACGACUGCAACAACGAUUGCAGCAAGAGCGGAAGAAGGACAUUUGGCAGCUAGAUCAGAUUAAAUUGGAGCAGCAGCGUUUGCAGCAGGAGCGAGAGGAGGAAAAGCAGCGACUAGAGGAAAUAAAACAGUGGCAGCAGCGUUUGCAGCAGCGUUUGCAGCAGGAGAGAGAUGAGGAAAAGCAGCAGCUAGAUCAGAUUAAAGUGGAGCAGCAACGAUUGCAUCAAGGGAGAGAUGAGGAAAAGCAGCAGCUAGAGCAGAUUAAGGUGGAGCAGCAACGAUUGCAACAAGGGAGAGAUGAGGAAAAGCGUCUGUUAGAGCAAAUUAAAGUGGAGCAGUUGCGAUUGCAGCAGGGGCGAGAGGAGGAAGCGCAGCGGCUAGAAAAUAUUAAAUUGGAGCAGCGGCGAUUGCAGCAAGUGCUUGACGAAGUGAGCGUAGAUUUCAAACGGGUAAAGUUCUCGGAGACAGCAAGUGGGUGUCUCGAGAAUAGUUUUUUUGACGUAAAAGAAGAACAGCGACGAUUGCAAGAGCGACUUAUAAGGCUAGAAAUCGACGUAGAAAACCAUUCUAAGAAAAAAUGUUAUAAAGAGAAUGAGACACAAACCAGCGCACGUCAAGGCUACAAUGAAGAACAGGACUCAAAAAUGCCAAAACUUGCCGAGUUAGUUCAAAAGAGCAUUUGUUGCGAUCGUCUAAAUGACAAUGUUCGUGGUCAAGUAGCCGAGACGGGGAAUGACGUAGAGUGGCAAAAUUAUUUGACUUUGAUAAAAGAGUCAAUCAAGAACAAAAGACAUUUGCCCGAUAAGAAUCGAUGUACACAAUACGCGAGCGGCAGUGAUGAAAAGUUUUCAACUGCUUCGUCAAGGGUCCAAAUGCCUCGAAAUCCAUUUUUUUAUGCGUCAGAUGAAUGGAGGCAAUGUUUUCCAUGGCAACAAAAGUCAUUUUUUGCUCCAGGACCACGCAUGGAAACUCCACCUUCAUCGGUUGGGCAACCAUGGAGAAAAAGUGGUGCUCUACCGUUCACGUCAAGCCAAACGAUACUGGAAGCGGCACAUAAUCGUUAUGGGCAACAUCAGUAUUCAGGACCUAUUCGCACAAUGGGGAAUGACAUUUCGUGUGCGCAGAAUUUGACUAAAACGAACACGACUGCAAAGCUUCCAUACAUUAUACGAAGGUAUUGA
This is a messenger RNA of Plasmopara halstedii, 2856 nucleotides long. Its product is annotated as IQ motif, EF-hand binding site. The record is from RefSeq and is a predicted model, not a curated record. Gene Ontology annotation, molecular function: protein binding. The coding region runs from base 1 to 2856 and encodes 951 amino acids. Lineage: Eukaryota; Oomycota; Peronosporomycetes; Peronosporales; Peronosporaceae. The transcript has 2 exons.